UGUGUGUGGGGUGAGGUGGGGGGGUGCUACACUAGAUGAACGAAGCCGUAAUUCAGAGUUGUUUUAAAGAGGAGAACAUGGAGGAGGACAUUAGAAAGAAGGGUAUGCUUUAUCUGCAGCAGAAAGGCUUUGGAAAGAAGUGGAGAAAAGUGUGGUCCAUCCUGUACUGUGAAAGCACCUGCUCCAUCUCACGCCUUGAGUUUUUUGAUUGUAAAGAUGGCGGCUCUGGGACGCUGGAGAAAUCCAAAUGCAAGCAAGACACCAAAAAGAUUAUCAGACUGAGCAACUGCAUUCGUGUGUCGGAUGCCGCAGAUGUCGACGGCUGCCCCAAAGACUGCAAGGCUUUCUUAGUGGAAACCACUGAGAAGACUUUUAUCUUCGCUGUAGAAAUGGUUGAAGUCGAAGACUGGAUGCAGAAACUGUGUGAAAUUGCAUUUCCUAUGAACUGGAGUGAAAGAGGAGCGACGAAGAGGAGCAGUUUACCGCAGGAUCCUGACGACGUCUCCAUGACGGACAACUCGCUGUACUGUGGGAAAGAAACACACACCGCAUUAAGAGACUUCAAGGUGAUAAUCAGACGUACGGAUGCUGCAGAAAGGUGUGGGCUGAAAGGACAGUAUUUGCUACGUACAGACUUUGACAGCUUGCUGCUGAAGGAGCCCAAGACAGGGGAGGUGUACUUCUCCUGGCCGUAUAGAUACCUGCGUAGAUUUGGACGAGACAAGACCACAUUCUCCUUUGAGGCCGGACGUAGAUGCGACUCCGGUGAAGGAAACUUUGAGUUUGACACCAAGCAAGGCAACUUCAUUUUCCAGUAUGUGGAAAGUGCUAUUAACUUACAGAGAGCAAGUUUUUCACAGCAACAGCCUUCAGGCGGGAUCCGAGAUCGAGAACCUUUACCUACACCACAGCCACCCAAAAUCGCCCCCCCAACGGAGGACAAUACUGUUUACAGCAUGCUGAAUGACACAGCUGUAAAGGACAAACCCAAGCAAUCAUCACCCCUCCGCAUCAGACUGGAGAUGCCUACAGAUAAACAUCUGACUGGGGUUAAGAGUUUGAACAUUGAAACACGGCCGCUGCCAAGGAAGAACCAGGUCAAGAACUUCCGAAGCUGUCCUUUAGCCAACACGGAAGACCAGGCCUAUUCCCGGGUCGCGGCACCACAUCCAGAUAAAGAGAUUUCAGACAGAGCUGAGCAAGACCAAGAGCAACACCAAACACUUCGUACUUGUUCCAGCUCACCAGAUUCGGACUAUUCACUUCCUUUCGACAGCAUCGCAAAGAAUGUGAUGAGGGACUUCUUGUCAUCAUCGCUCCUGCCACCAGCGCCAAUGGUGGUAGAACCUGGUUUGAGUAAUGAAAGCAGAGAGAGAAAUGAAAAGAGCGCGGAGCCACUUUACGACAGCAUCGACGAGUCCGCCAUCAGAUCCUUCCCUCCCAAACCCCAAAGACAUUCCAGUAAAUACUCUACAGUGGAACACAUUUACGACGAGCCCGAAGGUUGCGCCACGACGCCUCGCCCUCCGACGGCGCUCUAUGACGACCCCGAGGAGGUCCGAAAUAACGCCUGGAAGACCAUGGGCGCCGCAUCGGAUCCGAGCGGACACGAGUUCCCGUAUAAUGCCCACGUGGAUGACUACGCUGUUCCCAAACCCCCUCGGAGAGCCAGGAUUUCAGAGCAGGAAAAAGAAAGAGGAGAGAAAAGCAGAAAGCAGAACGUGAGUGAGGAGGACGAGGACGCGUCACCGUACGAUAAUGUCAUGCUGAAAAUAAAAACGAGUUCCCUAAACGAAUAACCUGAAAAUCUUUCAAAUCAUCUGUGAAGAAAUGUACAGUCAUUAUCAGAGCUUCUCCAAUGGUUUGGAAAUUUUAAAAAGGCACUGAACAAAAGAAAACUCAGGACAAACACCAAAUCCUUAACGUGGAAGGAAUAAAUCAUGAUGUGGCAACGUGACGUGACGCUACACAUCCAGUUUCUAGUUUCUUGUCUCUACUUUUCGUCUCUCACCUGCUUAAUGCCAUUUAUACAGCAGCAAUCUUCCAGAGAUGAUCUAUUUUUUUUAUUUAUUAAACAAUGACAGGUUGUACUUUAUAUCCAUUUAUAUUUACAUUUAAUAUUUAGGAACAUCCAAGGAACAAGGUUCAUCCUGCUCCCAUGGAAAAACGCAGAUUGUCGCGUUACUGAGAAACGUUCGAUUAUAUAUAAUAAUUUAUAAGUAUAAACUCCUCCGUCCUGAAGAUGGUGGAAAUCCUACAGUUCCUGUUCGAGCUAAAAGCUGUGACUGUUACAAAAACGCGGUGACACUGGAGACACCUUCCAUAAAAGUUCAUCAUCAGCUACAAUCACGAAGCUGCUGUUCUAGAAAACAAAUCAACACCUUGUGACCAAUCAGAAUCCAGAACCAGCGUCGCUGUGAAGGAGAAACGGCGUAAGUGUUGAAUUCGGUGUGCAAUUACGUCACGUGUACGCGGGUUACUGCAUAACAUCUGGACCUGAAUAAUGUACAGGAUUUUCUCAAAAGUGUUUCUCCUGUUUUUUAUCACAUUCUUGUAUAAUUUAAUGUUAAUGUUUCACUUAUAAAAUGAAGUGUUGUGGAUUCAG
Silurus meridionalis is the source of this 2605-nucleotide messenger RNA. RefSeq names its product docking protein 2 (gene dok2). Gene Ontology annotation, cellular component: cytoplasm. The record is from RefSeq and is a predicted model, not a curated record. NCBI's taxonomy places the organism in Eukaryota, Metazoa, Chordata, Actinopteri, Siluriformes, Siluridae. The transcript is spliced from 6 exons. The coding region runs from base 36 to 1799 and encodes 587 amino acids. Gene Ontology annotation, biological process: cell surface receptor protein tyrosine kinase signaling pathway; positive regulation of MAPK cascade.